Molecule: messenger RNA, 1134 nt
Organism: Nasonia vitripennis (jewel wasp)
Lineage: Eukaryota; Metazoa; Arthropoda; Insecta; Hymenoptera; Pteromalidae
Gene: Gr13
Product: gustatory receptor 13
Exons: 5
Coding region: 1-1134 (377 amino acids)
Biological process (GO): sensory perception of taste
Cellular component (GO): membrane; dendrite; neuronal cell body
Source: RefSeq, marked inferred
AUGCAGUCGCGACAUACGUAUACAAAAUUAUUUGUACGUUGUUUUUUAAGGAUUAUUGGAUUAUUUCCAUUAUUCUUGGAUAUCAAUGGCAAUCCGAUAUUCUCUUAUUUGGGCCUAUUUUUCAAUCUAUGUUUGGUCUUUGCUUAUAUUUUUAUGUCUAUUAUUGCUUUCCAAAAACGAAUGACGUUGGUUUUGCCCAAAGAAACUGUGGUAGCCCAAAUAGUUGAUAUGAUUGCAGAUGGGCUUGAAAACUUAAAUAUUAUCAGCUGUCUACUAGUCGUAGCUUUUCGACAAAAGUGUCUGGUAAAAUUUUAUGAAAAGUUAAAAGCUAUCGAUUUACGAUUAUACGAUAUCAACGUGAAACAUUGUAAAACAUUUGACAUUAAUAUGAAUAUCAUAUCCUUGGGGCGAAAAUUAACUAUAGUUGGUAUUAGUUUCUUUAUCAUCUGUACGGUGGAUCAUUUGAGAUUGUUAUUUGACAAUUAUUUAUUGAGUAUUAGAUUUUGGAUAGCUUACCAAUCUACAAAAAUAGUAAUUUACAACUUGAUUAUUGUAUUUUGUGAAACAAUGAUUUUUUUUAGGAAAAGUUUUGCAAAAUUGAACCUAUUAUUCCAACAAUCUUCGUCCAGUUAUGAUAAAAUUCAAGAUAUCGGACAGUUGCAUAAAAUUUUGAGCGAACUCGUUGAUGAUUUCGUAGGAUUCUAUAGUUUUAUGGUCGGCAGCACAAUUGUGCAUAAUUUUAUACAUUUGUCAUCAAAUAUGUACCGUAUUUAUUUAUUUUUGAAAUUCAACGGAGAUUGGAGUUUACUAGAUUUUUUAGAUUUUACGUCAAUCAUGAUUUGGUUAAAUGUAAAAAUAUUAAUUCUUUAUUUUCUGUGUGCACUGCCAGCAGCUGUUUCUGAGGAGGCGAAUAAAAAAUCCAUUUUUAUACACAGAAUGCUUAAGGCGGUUAGGGAGAAUGAUCUUACAUCUAAUAAUAAGAGGAUAGCCAGGCUUUUAACUAUAUUAUACCAAACUAAUCUUGAAAUAUCGGUUUACGGAGUUUUUAUUCUAGACUUCAAGUGUUUUCAGAGUAUUUUAACAACGUCUACUAUGUAUAUUGUAUUCAUGAUCCAGCUUGAGCAUCUUAAAUGA